UUUUCACUAAAACUUUAGGUAUUUUGCAGAUUUUUCAAAUUUUACUUAUAUUUCAGCACUUUACAAAGAAAAGUUCAAUACAGUAUUUUAAAGUAAGUUAGGUUUUUGAAAAAUUACUAAAAGUGUUACAUGCAGGGCAAAAUCUUGAUGAGUAGGAUUGUGGGGGCAUGGCGGGAGAUGCCUGUUUGCUGCUGUUUUCAAUGAUGCAUUUUUGUCAAAAGUGCAGUGAAAGGAAGAACAUUUGAAGGAUUAGAAAUAUCUAAUACCUAUAACAACCAGCCUUCACCUUUUCAAUUCUGUAACCCCAUCGAAUUAUCCCCAAAUAGACAGGGCUCUUACGAACAAGACUCGAAAACAUCUCAAAAUUGGAGGGGCACAAGUUGAAAGGGGCGCCGUGUCACAGAAAAAAAGGUCAUUUUUCCAAAGAGUUUACCUCUGAGAGAAGGGUUUUUCUAAAAGUUGAGGAGGGAAGUCUCAAAAUUCUGACAAUUUUUAAAGUAGUCCCAUUUCAAAUAUUCUCCAGACUAUGAAAACAGCUAGAGCUAUUCAAGGAAAACAAAUUAUAGUCUCGAUUAGGUCAAGAAAAAAAUUUAAGAAUGUUAUUAGGUGUAAACUGAAGGGCGAUUUUGCGCGAGUUUCAAGAUUUCACUAGUUUUCAAAACGCUGUUGUGGUAUUAAAAACGCAUUUCCUGUCUUUCAGAUUAUGAAAAACCGUUACAUGUACCUAUAAACCUCCAAAUAAAUUUUAAAGUAAGUUUCUAGCUCGAGUGUGACAAAGUUAUUUAGUGCAAACUGAACGACUGUCUUGCAGAAAAGUUUAAUUUCUACCUAUGUCUAGAUGAUUUCAUUAAUAAUAUAGAAUUUUUUACGUUCUCAAACUAUGAAAAUCAGCUUAAUUCUUAAAAAUUUAGAUGGAAAUUGGACAGGGAAGUCAGUAGCUUUUAUUGAAAGUUAUUAAAUGUAAACUGUGCGGUGGUCUUCGUAUGAAUCGUCCAUAUCAUUCUCAUUGUUUGUGUCUUUCUGCGAAUGUGAAUCUAUUUCCAUCUGGUCACACCCUUUUGCAAAAACUUGAUACUUGGUGGGAGUGGCAGCUUAUUAACGCCCUGUAUAAUGUAUGGUAGCCUUGAUGAGAAUCAAACGAUGGACGAAGAGAAAAACGAGAUUGUGCCACUUGUAACUACUUCCGGCCAGGAAAAGCGUUCUGUCAUGGAAAUCGCAAAACAUUUCGAAGAUGAAUUUGACAGUUCUUUUUGGGAAUCAGUUAACAAACGUUACAAAGAAAAAGUUCAAAGCUCUGUCAACGAAAACAGCACAGAGGCAGGGCAGCAUGCAUCUCACCUUCCCAAACCCUCCAAAGAAAGGUGCUGGAGUGCGAGUCUUGAUGAAAUAAGAGCAGAAAGAAUAAGUGAGAAAUUCAAGGAUAAAGACAAAGACCCAAUUCUUGCAAUAUUGCAAGACUGGUUUCCAAGUUUUGUAUCAACAAGUGAUAAAGAGCUGGUUCCAAGCUUUGAAAGCCAAGUCUCAAAACUUGUCAUUGUCCUUUUGGAUCAAGAGUGCAGGAAGCAAAACUGUGUAGCUGGUGAAAAGCAUUACUGCAAGUAUGGUGGCAGAAAAAAACACUUUGUUGAUAUAGAGGGAGUUAAGAUGACCCUGCUCCAUUUUGUGGCAAAAACGAAUUUUGUUAUCAUUGCAAAGGCCCUAAUUGAGCGUUUCCCAGGGAUGCUGCAUGUUAAAACACGUGGAGGAGACGACAAGAACCGGCUUCCAGUUGAAUAUGCUUUGUUAAAUUUUCAUGAUGAUGUUGCUUCAGAACUAAUAAAAAAUAUGCAUAAUGAAAGAGUUAGACGACUCUUUCAGUAUGAUACAAUGGAGGAUGGUAUAAGAUUCCACUUCAGCAAUUACAUUAAAAAUGAAGCGAUGCAGAAAACUGUCAUUGCCGUCCUUGAUUGCAUGAUGAGCCCGGAUUGGCCCUUCAUUCCGAUAAGCAAAGACGAAGUAAGCGAGGAAGUAGCAUGGAGCAAAGUCCCGGACAUACCAAUCCGGUAUCAUGUUUUUUAUCAGAUUUUAGAUGGCGAUUUUGACGGAAGGCCAGCGAAGCUAAAACGGGAGCAUGGUGGCUUCAUCGAAAACGAGAAGUUCGAUCACAAAUCAGACUCGUGUUUCAAGUGUCUUGUCAAUUCACCCCAUAAAGAUGUGAUAAUUCGACACCCAAUUGUCCGUUUACUUGCCGAUCGAAAGUGGAGCUGUUUUGGAGAAGUCAGAGUAAGAUUCUUCGCGAUACUGUAUCUAGUGUUUCUCUUCGCUCUUUCUUUUGCACUCCUUGGUGCUGUAAGCAGCAAAGAUCCCAGGAAAUACCAGAACAACCUGGACUAUGCAAGGAUGGUUUUCGAGGCAAUGUCACUUUUUGGAGCUGUUGCCUAUUUGCUUUUGGAAGUUGACCAAAUGACCAAAGAACGUUGCAGAUACCUCAGGGAUGGAUGGAAUUUCUUAGAUUUGUUCGGUAUAUUAUCAUUGUUUUGCUUGAUACCCGGAAGAAUUCUCAAUGGAAACUGGCAGUGGUCGCUGGCAGCCCUUUCGUAUCUUGUCAACUUUUUACGAGUCUUCAAAUACUUUCCUGCCUGGCCACGUGUAGGAUUAUAUGCCAAAUGCUUGUAUACGAUUUUACUAAAUGAUGUGUCAACCUUUUUUGUUGCCUAUGGUGUUAUAAUGUUUGCUUUUGGUGGAAGCACGUACCUGGCGCUUAAAGCAAGUCGAGGACUUCAGAAUGUUAGUGGAUUUGGUGAUAUAAUUCUGCGAGAAAUAAGAAUUUUGGCAGAUGGACAGGCAUUUGCAGACAGCUACGAUAAAUUCCACGUUGCUGUAAUUGUGCUAAUCUUGAUCAACAUGAUCGUUGCUCUUAUCGUCAUGGUGAACAUGUUGAUUGCCCAACUGAGCAACAGCUAUGAGAACGCCUUGAACGAGGCUGUAUUGCAGUUCGACAUUGACAAGUACUUCAUGGUUUCGAAACUGGAACAGAGUCAUUUCAGACGGGGGAACUUGAGAAUAAAGUAUUAUACUGACGGUGAUUACGUCAACGAUAUGACAAAAAUCAAAGAAAUUUUCGAUGACUGGGAAAAAUUGAAGGAACAGAAAAACAUUGGAAAUUUACCUCAAAAGCAUGAAAGGGAGAGAAUGCAACAACUGGCAAGCAAAGACAGAUUCUUCGGCGUUGUAAUCUGAACACUUUUUACCAGGUAUCAGAUAACAAAAUCUGGAAUGUCUCUAGCCGGCAUUUGAACAGAUAGAAACUUCCACUAGAAUUAUAUUCUGGCGUGUUUGUACCUUUGUAGAAUUUCGACCUAUUAUUCUCCAUUUUCCAGUUACUUUGUGAACAGCGAGUUUCCCAUGACCUCAACAACAACCACAGUUUUCGUGUGCAGACGUAGGACUAGGUAUUUAGAUAGUUACAGCAAUGCCACAUCUUAACCUGUGUUGGACACAAUUUUGCACCCUUUCAACUAACGUCUUUGCUUUGACCGUAAUGACAUUUUAUUCUUAAUAUUGAGAAUAACCCAGAUUCAAGGGAAUCUCACGGUUGCACGGUGGAUGGCCGUCCACAAGGUCAUUGAUAGCAAACGAUUUUCAGCGACCACACCCAAACCACGCCCUUUCAUUGCUUUUCAAAGGAAACUUUUUGUUAAAGUUUGGCCCAUGGGACGGAGGAACGAUAAAUGUUUUUCUUGAUUUUGACCCCCUUCAUUUAUCUUUAAUUGACACCCAUUUUUGUUUGCCUAAUUUUGAUUUUGUAAUGUUUGUGACUCCAUUUGUAAGUUUUAUAAGUUGGGAUCUGUCCUUUUGUAAAAGUGACAAUAGGCUGUCCUCGAACAAACGUCUUAUAACAUUUUUGUAGUUUAACAUAAGCUUUAUUUAAAUUAGUAUUUUUUGAAAUUUCUAUUUAUUUUUUUCCUGGAGUAAUGUUUCACAUGAGCUUUUUUUGUAGUGUGUUUUGGUUUGAAAUUCAAUUUCGCGUUAAUGGGCUUUGUGAAUAUUUUUCGAAGGACAUGAUUGUUUUUUGUAACCGUUUUUCGUUAAACGACUUUUGUAUAUUUCCCUGUGCAAAUGAUGCUUCAAAAUAGAUGCUAUUUACGAUUAGUAUUGUAAUCACUUUUUUAGAAACGUACAGUCUCUAGUUAACGCUCCUUCGCUUUUUUAUGACCCCAUUUUACAUGCUCCCCAUUUCGGUCAACUAACGCCCGUCUUUGCAGUGCCCUUCUAUUAGACAGUCCAAUCAUUUAAGCGGGCUUUAAUUAGUGUAUAAUGAACGUUUUAACGAUAAAUCAACCCCCCCCCCCACCCUAUUUUUAAAGGCUAACUUCUAUUUACUCCUUCCAAAAUCAGUAAUGAUUUUGUUUAUGCUUAGGGUGUUAAAUAGUGGGUUUUUGGUUUUUUGAAUAGAUUUGACUUUUUUCUAGAAUUUGAUCAUUUUGGUAAAAAUUUUCUACGAUUUUGCAUCAAUUUUCUAUUGUUUGAAUGUGUUUUAACUG
This is a messenger RNA of Rhopilema esculentum, 4523 nucleotides long. RefSeq lists its product as uncharacterized. Lineage: Eukaryota; Metazoa; Cnidaria; Scyphozoa; Rhizostomeae; Rhizostomatidae. Gene Ontology annotation, cellular component: plasma membrane. The record is from RefSeq and is a predicted model, not a curated record. Gene Ontology annotation, biological process: calcium ion import across plasma membrane. Gene Ontology annotation, molecular function: calcium channel activity.